This is a messenger RNA of Haplochromis burtoni (Burton's mouthbrooder), 4986 nucleotides long. RefSeq names its product poly(A) polymerase gamma (gene papolg). Gene Ontology annotation, molecular function: poly(A) RNA polymerase activity; RNA binding. NCBI's taxonomy places the organism in Eukaryota, Metazoa, Chordata, Actinopteri, Cichliformes, Cichlidae. Gene Ontology annotation, cellular component: nucleus. The transcript is spliced from 24 exons. The record is from RefSeq and is a predicted model, not a curated record. The coding region runs from base 333 to 2882 and encodes 849 amino acids.
UGCUGCACGCAGUUGUCUCAGCAAACACCGUCACAUUUGUAAUUUGGGGUUCAAAAAAUUCCAUAUAAGAUUUGGACGUGUGUUUAGCUGAUAGAAACCGAAAAGUCCUUGCUUUUUGCGGAUUAAUUAGAUAUAAAUAUUCUUUCAGAGACACGAACCGAUAUGUUCACACAUAAGAACUAAUUCCGGUUCACUGGGAAGCUUUGAACUGCUUUCUGGAAAGUGACCAUUGUUGUAAUCAGGUCGAGGCUGUUAUCAUUUCCACUUGCUGACUUUCUUUGUGUUUUUUACGGAUUUGCAGCAGAAAAACAGCGCAAGCUUUUUAGAGUGUCAUGAAAGAAAUGUCAAGCACCAUGCCUAGUGGGCAGCAGCCUCAGAAACACUAUGGCAUCACCUCUGCGAUUAGCCUCGCGCCCCCACGAGAAAUAGACCACCACUACACCAAGAAGCUCUGCGAUGCAAUGAAACCUUUUGGAGUGUUUGAAGAUGAAGAAGAACUCAACCAUAGACUUGCAGUUCUUGGGAAGCUGAAUAACUUUGUUAAAGAAUGGAUUGCAGAGAUCAGUGAGUUAAAGAACCUUCCACCAUCAGCUAUUAGCUGUGUUGGGGGCAAGAUAUUUACAUUUGGUUCAUACCGACUUGGAGUGCACACAAAAGGAGCUGAUAUUGAUGCCUUAUGUGUGGCUCCGCGGCAUGUAGAAAGAACAGACUUUUUCCAGUCUUUCUUUGAGAAAUUGAAACAGCAUGAAGAGAUUAAAGAUCUCAGGGCUGUUGAGGAUGCUUUUGUACCAGUGAUAAAAUUCAAAUUUGAUGGAAUUGAGAUUGACCUGCUUUUUGCCAGAUUGGCCUUACAAUCCAUUCCAGACAACCUGGACCUGAGGGGAGACUCCAUCUUGAGAAACUUGGACAUUCGAUGUAUCCGCAGCCUUAACGGUUGUCGAGUAACUGAUGAAAUUUUGUACCUGGUGCCAAACAAAGAGAACUUCAGACUGACACUGAGAGCCAUCAAACUCUGGGCAAAACGUCGAGGAAUCUACUCCAACAUGCUGGGCUUUCUGGGUGGAGUGUCAUGGGCUAUGUUGGUAGCCAGGACCUGCCAGCUCUACCCCAACGCUGUGGCUGCCACACUUGUCCAUAAGUUCUUCUUGGUUUUCUCUAAAUGGGAGUGGCCGAAUCCGGUGCUUUUGAAACAGCCUGAGGAUAGUAAUUUAAAUUUGCCGGUGUGGGACCCGAGAGUGAACCCAGCUGACAGAUAUCACCUGAUGCCCAUCAUCACACCUGCCUAUCCCCAGCAGAACUCCACAUACAACGUCUCCACGUCUACACGUACCAUCAUGAGCGAGGAGUUCAAAUACGGUCUCAGCGUCACAGAUGAGAUUCUUCAGGGCAAAGCAGAGUGGUCCAAACUGUUUGAGCCGCCCAACUUUUUCCAAAAAUACAAACAUUACAUUGUUCUCACUGCCAGUGCAUCGACAGAAGAAAACCACUUGGAAUGGAUCGGCCUGGUGGAGUCAAAGAUCCGUGUUCUGGUGGGAAACCUGGAGAGGAACGAGUACAUCACCCUGGCUCAUGUAAACCCUCAGUCAUUCCCGGGAUCUAAAGAGAACCGGAACGAGAACGAUUUUGUGUCGAUGUGGUUUAUUGGGAUCAUCUUUAAGAAGGUGGAGAAUGCAGAGAGUGUGAACAUAGACUUGACAUAUGACAUCCAGUCUUUCACAGACACUGUGUACAGACAAGCCAACAACAUCAACAUGCUGAAGGAUGGGAUGAAGAUUGAAGCAACACAUGUGAAGAAGAAGCAGCUCCAUCAGUACCUGCCUCCUGAAGUGGUGCAGAAGAAAAAGAGAAGCAUAGCAGAGUUGAACCGUAGUUCUAAUGGUGGCAGCUCUAAGCGGCUCUCCCUCGACAGCAGUCACCUGGACAGCUCCAGAGACACAGACUCAGGGACUCCCUUUAACUCCCCGCCCAGCAAACCCUCCAAGCCUACAUCUGACACAGACGACAGCGUCAGUCCUCCUAAGCAGCUUUUUGUGGAGGGUUCUCCAGCACCUGUUGCAGCUGCUCCUCUUGCUGCUGCUCCUCCUGCUGCUGUUGCUGCUCCUCUUCCUGCUCCUGUUGCUGCUGCAGCUAAAGACCAGGGCAUGUCCAUCCCUGUUAUUGGUACAAAACCUCCUCUUAAAGCAAAGCCUCCUUCCCCACCAGCCAGCAGCUCCAUCACCAGCAGCACAAAGCCUACCGCCACCAGCAGCCCCAAAGAGGAGCCCAACGGCCUGGAGGACUCAGUCAACGGAGCUCCUUCCAAGAGACCGCACUCGCCCACACAAGAGGACCCGGCCAAGAGGCCAAAAAACACAGACGUGGUGUCAAAUGAUGACGCUGCCUUCAAAGAACCAUAUCCACCCUCGUCUGACCCCCAAACACAUGGAGAAGCAUCCAGCAUUACUUCUCUUGCUGGAUCAAAGGCAAAGCCCAUUCCAACCAUCGAUACCUCAAGAACACAAAGACUUCCCAGCAUGGAGCUGCCUGAUGCCUCCUCGCCUCUCCCUGCCAGUAACAGCUGUCGUGUUGUGAAAAAUUCCAUUAAACUGGCCCUCAACCGCCACAAUAUCACACCUCCCAAGCCGCCCGUGUUUGAGGACGCCCUCACCACAGACGCUCCUGCUGCCAGCGAGGAAAAGGGCAUGUCCAUUCCUGUGAUUGGCUCAAAACAUGUGACAUCCAAACAUGUGGUGCCUCCCAUCGGCAGCUCCAUCCCCACGCUAGUGAGUCGAGUAGUCGACCCUCUGAACGGAGCAGCCUCCAAGAGACCCCACUCCCCAUCGUCGGAGGAACAGGCCAAAAGGCUGAAAGAAACAGAAAAGGCCAGAAUCCAUAUAGCUUGAACUGCCAACAAAGACUGGAUUCACACAGAUAACCGAGGUGAGGGGCUUUAAGUCAAGUCAAACACCAAGGACGUGACUUCACACAGGGACAGGCGGCGGCGUUCAGGUCAGUCAGUCUGAAGCGUGAAGCAGCACAGACACCUCACCUCAGACUUGGAGAUUACAGUCUUGCCAGUGGAUAGGGGAUUCGGCCAUUGCUGUCACACACUCACAGCCAGAGGGGAGUUUAACUCCCCUCCCGCAGUCUCGGAGAUAUGACACGAGAACUAAAGCAGCAGGUUUUUGUUCUUUUCUUUUCUUUUCUUCUUCUUAACUCUGUGUUUAGAAAUCUACACAUUACAAGAGGAAAACAUGCUGUCCUUCUAUUUCAUCGUCUCCUUUUUCCAGUUUAAAAAAAAAAAAAAAGAAAAAAAAAAAGGCCCUGAUCAUUUAUCAGCACUUGCUACACACAUUUCUGGUGUAUGCUGAUUUUCUUUUACUCCUUCAUUUUCUUUUGUCCUCAACAGAAACCUGUACAGUAAAUGUUGAUGUACAUAACUUUUUUUGUCUUAAAAAGGAGCAAAAGAUCACCGUUAAAACUUUUGACCAUUCUAUUGUAGUUUUAUCUAAAAAUGGAAAAAAAAAGUAUAUAAAAAAAAUGUAAUUUUUCUUUGUUUUCUCUACUGCUUGUCCAAAAACAAACUGUCCAGUGCCCUGGAUAUCUUCAGUAGAUACUGCAUAGGUUGCAGGGAGGGUUUAAUGAGGGUGUGCUUGGAUGUGACUGGAUACUAAAACCACAGCUCAUUGGACCAGCAUGGACUCCAGGUGUAGGCGCGCAAAUGAUCUUGGGCAACACAAGAGCUUCUCAGGGGCUGGUAAGGGCAAGAAAAUGUUGUCAUGACAACAGGAACGGUCACCAGAACCAUAUCAAAGUGCCACAGACGCUUAUAGUUCUAUUUGUCUGAGCUUCAGUGUCGCACCCGUUCGUCUCUGAUUGGACAAGAAGGCUGACUUUUUCUGCUCACGUUCGUUCAAUCCCUAGAUGUCAGAAAAGUGUCCCGACACAAAAAAGUGAGCGUUGAACGGUUUAGACACCGCCCCCCCCUCCCCCGAAGUGCUUUCUAUGUCUGUGAUUGGCUGAUUGUCUGACACGUAGUAAUUUCGCUCUAGUCCAUCAGGAGGACUAAACAAAAUGUUUGGAAAUACUGCUUGACCCCCUCCCAAACACACACACACCCCUCCACCUGUUCACUGUGGUCUGGUUUUGCUUGUGAAGUGUGAUCCUUAUAAAAACCAGGUCCCGGUUGUGAGUGCAUUUCAUGUCCUUUUGGGAAGUUUGUGGUGCUUUGUGACAAGAAAAAAAAACCCCAACAAAACAAAAAAAGAUGGUUCGAAGCUUUUUGAAGAGUUGUGAGUGUAUGCAUGCAUAUCUGGUUGACUGUGUGUGAGCGUGCAUGCAUAGAUGGCUGUGUUUAUGUGUUGGAGAGAGACAAAAUUCCCUUCUAUAUGGGUGUUAACCCUCUGCGCCUCCUGUGGAGGUUCUUAAAAGGCAUCUCCUGGGGCCACUAGUGGCAGUGGUGGUGGUGAGGAGAGGGGUCGGGAGAUAACUACUUUCUUGCCUUGCCUUGCCCAACCCUCCAUCUUGAAGCUGGGUGUCUUUGCAUUUGAUUUCAGUACAGAGGAUAUAUAAAUAUAAACAUAGUAAAGUGUAAAGCGAUGCUAAUGGGGCGCCCUCUUCAUUGGAGCAGGUUGACAGUUGGGACAUAGGCUUUCUAGCAUCAGUUUCCCCAACUAAAUGUACAGAGAACAGUUUUUUUUCAAAAGGCAUAUUCUUCAUUAUUUGGGGGUUUUCUUAUCACUUUAUUUAUAUUUGCAUAUUUGUACCAUGUGAUUUUUUUUUUUUUUCUUUUUGAUUUUUUCUUAUUUUUUAAAUAGCAUUCAUAGCAGGUAGGUCUUUUGAAUCUGCACCACUCUGUUUCAGACAACUCAUGUUUUACUGUUCAGAAACAUUUAACAAAACAGGUCGUUUAGAUGUUUGUUUCUAAAAAUGUAUUGAAAGGGUAUUUUUGUAUGUGUUUAUCACUUCCUUUAAACAACUGUACACCCAUUAAACCCCUAAAAACAA